AUGACGGACUCGAACACUUCCUCGCAAGUCGGUGCACCGAGCCCCGCGGUUCCCCCAGCGAGGCCCAAUUCCGCCGUUGCCGCCAUACUGCUGGAAAUUCCGUGGGAGUGCCUCGCUCUGGUGGUGAUUGUGACGGUAGGCCUGUGCGUGGGCUUGUCGGUGGCGGUGCACGCGCUGUGGACGCGCUACUCCGACCACGGUUCCCGGGGGGCGGCCGAGGCCCAGCUGUCCAGCAGCGGCGACUUCCGCUCCUAUGCGGCCGCAACCGACGCCGUUCAAUGCGCGCCCGUCACAAGGUUCAUCUUCGAGCGCAACGGGUCGGUGGCAGACGCGGCGAUUGCGACGUUCCUUUGCGCAUGCGUCGUGCUGCCCCACGCUGUCGGCAUCGGUGGCGGAUUCAUUGCGCUCAUCUACGACAGGAAGGAGAACGCGACGCACGUUCUGGAUGCCCGCGAGGUGGCCCCCUUGGCAGCCAGGCCGGACAUGUUCAUUCAGAACACGGAGGAGGCAGUCGUUGGUGGCCGCGCGGUGGCUGUUCCUGGCGUAGUUCACGGCCUGGGCGAACUUCACCGGCGCUUCGGCCGUUUACCGUGGGCCGAGCUUUUCACGCCCGCGGUGAACCUCGCGCGAUUCGGCUUUCCCGUGGGUCCCGAGCUCGCCGCGGCCCUGGCCGGCGCCCAGACCAUGUUUGACACAAACCUACGGGCCCGGGCUCACUUCUGGAACGACGUCUCCAACAUGCCCUACCGGGAAGGGGAGACGCUCAAGCAGCCUUUUCUGGCCGACGCCCUGGAGGCUAUCGCCAACGACAGCGCCACCGCUUUCUAUAACGGCAGAAUCGCCAAGGCUCUCGUCAGAGACCUGAGGAGCAUCGGUGGCAUCCUGACGCAGCGUGACCUGCGAUCGUACAUCUCCAAGUGGCGGGCGCCCGUCGAGUCCGAGCUGGUCGAUGGCUCGCGGCUCCAGAGCGCACCCGCUCCCAGCUCGGGUCCCGUGCUGCUGUACGCGGCCGCACUGCUCAACCACAUGGGCGCUCCGCACUCUCAAGAGCUGCUCUUCCACCGCAUGGUCGAGAGCUUCAAGUACGCGUACGCCAAGUUCAACGAGCUCUCCGACGAGGACUUCGUAAACCUAUCCGCGAGCAUGCGCAGCAUCACGUCGGUGGAGCACGUGCGGCGCACGUUGAGCCUCAUCGACGACCAGCGCACGUACGACGACCCCCGCCACUACGGCCUACACCGCCUCGGUCGCAUGCAGCACGGCUCAUCGCACUUCGCCUUCCUUGGCUCGGCGGGCGACGCCGUCUCCAUGACGGGCUCCCUCGGAGAGCAGUACGUGUCGAGACUUACUAUGAGAAGGAGUAUCUUAUAA
Molecule: messenger RNA, 1371 nt
Organism: Rhipicephalus microplus (southern cattle tick)
Lineage: Eukaryota; Metazoa; Arthropoda; Arachnida; Ixodida; Ixodidae
Biological process (GO): glutathione catabolic process
Cellular component (GO): plasma membrane
Molecular function (GO): glutathione gamma-glutamate hydrolase
Source: RefSeq, a predicted model, not a curated record